UCUCCAUUAGCUUCAAGUGUUUUGCUCCAACACAAUUCUCAUGGCAAAAAUCAGUGUCCUUAAGCUUGUUUUCUUGAUGCUCAUGGUGACCAGUGCACCAGUGACUGAAGCAUCAGUUUCAUGCAACCAAGUGGUGAACUACCUUACACCAUGUGUGCCUUAUGUGACGAAUGGCGGAACACCGCCAAGUCAGUGCUGCAAUGGCGUUAGGGGCCUCUACAAUGCGGCUCAGACCAGCUUAGACCGUCAGGGUGUGUGCAAGUGCUUGAAAGCAGUUCUCAAUGGAGUCCCAUACAGUCCUAGAAACCUUGCUUUAGCAGCUGGGCUUCCUAAACAAUGCAAUGUCAAUGUUCCCUAUAAAAUUGACCCCUCCACUCAAUGCGACAGUGUGAAGUAAGCUCCGGUUGGACGGCUUGAAGAACUAGUAGAAACUGGUAG
This is a messenger RNA of Tripterygium wilfordii, 438 nucleotides long. RefSeq names its product non-specific lipid-transfer protein 1-like. Gene Ontology annotation, cellular component: membrane. Bases 41 to 397 code for a protein of 118 amino acids. Gene Ontology annotation, molecular function: lipid binding. The record is from RefSeq and is a predicted model, not a curated record. Gene Ontology annotation, biological process: lipid transport. Lineage: Eukaryota; Viridiplantae; Streptophyta; Magnoliopsida; Celastrales; Celastraceae. The transcript has 2 exons.